This is a messenger RNA of Pseudo-nitzschia multistriata, 3080 nucleotides long. The record is from the annotation of a GenBank genome assembly. Lineage: Eukaryota; Bacillariophyta; Bacillariophyceae; Bacillariales; Bacillariaceae.
GAUACAAAGCGCGGGCACGUUUGACACCGGACCAACCAUCCAAGCAUACGGAGUGCUACCAGGAUGCAGGCCACCCGUAAGGUUGUUCCAAGAAAGGAACAGUGGAACAGGAAGAAACAAAACGAGACGUUGGGUUGGACCAUGGCAUCUACCAUGGGAUCAACCAUGGAAUCGACCAUGGGAUCGACCAUGGAGUCAACGAUGGAAUCAACAAUGGCAUCAACGAUGACAUCAACGACAACUCCAACAACAUCCCAUCGGGCCAUUGAUCGCCGCAACGAUAUCCCCACGUCCACGAAGAAGACGAUGUACAUCAAGCAAAGGAAGCCGUUGCAAAAGCGAGCGCCGACUCCCCCCAUCCGGUACAAACUCAGGGACAGCAGCAAGAACACGAGCACGAACGCAAAUACAAGCGGCAGCGGCAACAAUCGUGCGGGCAGCAAUCGCUACCGACGCGGGAUCCGUCGGCACAGAAGCAGUGCAGGCACACACGAGUCAACCAAACCCAACGUCCCUUCCACGGUGGACCUGAGACAGCGCAGACGGUCGGCAACGACGAGCAGGCUUCGAGACAGGAGACCGUCUUCCAAGUCCGCGUCCUCCGCCACCAGUAAGGAUCGCCACAAGACGAGCAGCAAUAGCAGCAGCAGCAGCAGCGAGGACAACAUUCUCCUCGAAGAUCUUAAAAAAGGCGACGACAACGACGGGGACGCCAGCAUAAGCCUGAUUUCUAUGACAGAGAUGAUUGCGGCAGACCUUUGCCAGAUGAAGAACUGCAAGUUCGAAAACAUCGGACCCGACAUUUCCGCACAAACGACUAAGAGCAAAACUACUACCAACGACAAAAAUCGAAAAAUGAAGAGCAGUAGCAGCGGCAAUGCGAGCAACAAGAACAGCAAUAGCGACAGCAACAUCGUCUUUGAUAUGGACGUCAACGCUCUCGAUUUCAACAACUUUCAGCUGCGCACGAGCUCCAAAAAUACCGCUAACAAAUCUUGGCUUUUUAACAAACGAAGCAAAGCAAAAUCCUGGCACUAUAACAGUGGCAGCAAUAGCAGCUACACCUCCCCUCCUCCAGCAUCGACCCCCGAAACGAGAAGUCUUAACAGCGGAUCCUUUCUUCCGACUCCGCCGAGAAAUAGAAGUAGAACGAGGGGAACAGUUAGAGUAGAUUCAGCAAUGGAAGACGACCAAUCGUCGAUUGAGACGAGCAGUAUUAGCGAAAUUACCCCGACAGGGUGCGCUGGAUUCGAACGUGGGAUGGGUGUCUCUCCGAGGUCUCGAAGCCCAAACUAUCGGCCACCAUCGAAGGAGCACCGUCAACCCGAAGAAUUGUCCCUCGGUCAAUUGUUCUUGUCCGGAAUGCUGUCCCAGUGCUUUCCGCACGGUCCCGUUGCCGGUACCGAACCACAGGUGACAUCAACCCACCACCACAACACACUGAACAACCUCAAUUUCCAUUCUACUGCCAACGCCGAGGCCAUUCUGAAGGACGGAAAAACAAACGGCAACAGCAGUGGCCUCCUCCACCAAAGCAACCCUGUCGCCAACAACAACAAGAGCAACAAAAAUACCGAAGCCAUCAACAACAAAAAUAACAACGGUGGUGCCUACCAAAAGAACCUAGAAGAAGAAGCCUGUAGCUAUAUCGGCAACAACUGCACCGACAGUUACUACCACCAGGCGAUAGAUGUUUCGAUAGCCAAGCCAAACAAUAUCAACCCUCCCGUUUUUGCCGACAACACGGAACGUUACAACCAACUCGUGGUGGGGUACGUUGAGGACGACGAAGCAAAAAAGCAGCAACCGCACCGAAAAUAUUCCCGGGCGUGGUUCAGAUCCAAGAGGGAGGUCCAGAAGCGGUUGAGCAACACCAAGAUUGUUGUGCCUCCACAACAACCAUCACCGAACACAAAGAGGAGCGGUGACCAUCCCGCUUCGAUAGCGGCUAGGAGAAACAUGAAGGCCAAAAGCAAGGACCAGCAGCAGCGAGCAAAAAUGGACGAGAACCACCACAACAAUGUCGAAGUGAUCUGGAAAAAAUCUAAAUCUUUCAGGGAGCACCAAAUGCAGAACAAAAAAGCGCAACUUCUCCUUUGCUCGAAUCCCCACAAAGCGAAGAUGGAGGAAGCAUGUCCAGAAAAGGAUUCCGGAGCUAUCGGAAGGCUCGAGCCAUCCUCGUUGGCGUCACAGCGGUUUGCACUGAAACCUUGGUUCCGCCCCGCCGGCCCGCGGGGGAAAAGCAAAGAACGAAAGUGCUCGGAAAAGCGGCAGCAAGAUAGCAAAGAAACCGCACUUCAACUGAAAAGCAAUAGCAAGCAGCUGCCCUCCGUGCUAACGAUGGUAGUUUGCGACACGAACCGUGCCAACCACCACAAGGAAAAUGAAAACCACGCAAAGCACCGGCGCGAUCUGUUGCACUGUACCAGCAGCAAUAAAAGAAGCGAUACAAAUCAGAAACAACAAGAACAACUACAAUUCGAAUACGACGACGAAGAAGACAACGGAGACGGGGAUUAUAGAGUGCUAUCAAUUGUUGGCCACCAUCACCAGAACGACCUGCGGCCCACAACACCUUUCUUCGAUGACGAAAGCGACUCUACCUACGGCUUUACUACUUUUACCACCACAAGCAGCAGCAGCAAGCACGAGGCGCCAGUCGAAUCUCCGUUGUCGGUUGGCACCAAUUCCGGAAACCGUAUUCGUGCAGUCGAAACGGACGUCGAAAACGAUGCAGACGACGAAGACAACAGUGAACGCGAUGACGAUAGCAGAAGUAGCACAGAUGCAGCGAUCGACGUUCCCAACUGGGACGGGAAUGAUGCUGUAGUCUACAACGUUCCAAUCACGCUUCCUGGAAGACGCCGCCGCUCUCGACGUAAUGCUAAGGGGGAUAUAGACUACAGCAAACAAGACGGCAAGAGCAAAACUACCAAUACAAUGAAAAACAACAACGAUCCUUCGAAAAAAGAUCAAGGCGAAUCGUCUCCCUCCUCAUCAAACGUUGUUCAGCCUAUAAGUCCUCCUAGGCUCCGACGAAUGCUAGUUUGAAAAUGAGAAACUAAAGAACCGAAACAAAC